ACAGAAACUGUAUAUGCUUCAACUCCACCACCUGUAAAGGCAAAGCAUCCAUGGCGAAAGUUCGACUUUCCCUCUCCUUGUAUGACUUCGCUCCUUCGUCUACCUGAGAAAUUUCAACUACCCUUUUCCGGAAUCCGUCGCCUUUUCCCUCGAUCUGUGGCUUUCUACUGAAGAAAGCAUUCGCUGGUACGAGGAAAGACCGAGUUCGGCUUUACUGUUUGGUUUUGUUUUUCCGCCAUGGAAGCCAUAAGAAAGCAGGCGGCGAAGUUCAGAGAGCAAGUCGCGAGACAACAGCAAGCGGUAUUGAAGCAUUUGGGGCAUGUGAAUGCUGAUGCUGUAGUAGUGGAUGAAGAGGAGCUUCAUUGUCAUCAGAAACUUCAAGAUCUGUAUACUUCUACAAAGGCAGCAAAGCGCUUGCAAAGGAGUAUUGUUCGUGGACUUGAAGUGUUUAUUGCUACGAGCACGAAACUACUAGAGAUUGGCCGGAAGUUGGCUGAAGAUUGUAAAAGAUAUGGGGACGAGAAUCAAAAUGGCAACACGCCUCUUGCAAGAGCCGCUCUUCAUUUCGGGGACUCGUACAAGUCAAUGGAAGAUGAGAGGGAAACUCUCCUCGGUUUUCUUGGUGAACAGGUUUGUGAGCCAAUUCGUACCAUGGUAUAUAGUGCCCCUCUAGAAGAUGCUCGGCAUUUAGUCCAUCGUUAUGACAGGUUGCGUCAAGAAGUUGAAGCGCAGGCAGCAGAUGUACUGAGGCGAAGAUCAAAGUUAAAGGACUCUGAUAUUUCUGAAGAAAGUUACAUGAAGCUCAAGAAUGCUGAAUCGAGAUUGGCGGAGCUCAAAACCGGUAUGAAGGCACUUGGGAAAGAAGCCACCACUGCCAUGUUGGAAGUCGAGGGUCAACAGCAGAAAAUAACUUCUCAACGGCUCCUUGCUCUGGUUGAAGCUGAGAGAACUUACCAUCGUCAUGCUCUUGGUAUCCUUGAUAAGCUAUAUUCUGAGAUGGUCACUGAGGAAGAAGCUACGGAAUCAUCUCCACAGCCGCUAUCCAUCGAGAAUGUGACUGAUGCCCAUCCCGAAGAAGUAACCAAAUCAAAUGGAUCUCGGGAUAAUCAUCACCUUCAACCAGGCAAUCAGAAAGAUUCCAACUUUCUUGCAAAGGUUGUGCAUCCGUUUGAUGCCCAAUCAGAUGGGGAAUUGAGCCUCGGGGUCGAUGAUUACGUCAUCGUUCGAAAGGUGGCUACUAACGGAUGGUCGGAAGGAGAAUGUAAAGGCAAAGCCGGAUGGUUCCCAUCAGCUUAUGUCGAGAAACAAGACAAAGCACCUGCAACUAAACUCAUGGAAGCAAAGCCCAAGCAGUAAUCUUUCUCAAUAUAUAUAUAUAUAGCCCUUAGUAAAUAUGAUCUUUGUGUGUGAGAUUAUUAUCUGUAGCUUGUUUUUCUUGUAUCAUAAUUUCUAUAUGCCGUUUCUUUGUUUUGUGUUGUGGGUCUGCUACUUUUGGGUCUUCUUCUGUAAUUUGUUAGGGGAAUAAGAUUCAACUUUUUGUUGCAAAACUUGUUUUAAAUCUAACUUUUUUUUUUU
Messenger RNA from Tarenaya hassleriana, 1575 nucleotides. RefSeq names its product SH3 domain-containing protein 1-like. Gene Ontology annotation, molecular function: protein binding. Lineage: Eukaryota; Viridiplantae; Streptophyta; Magnoliopsida; Brassicales; Cleomaceae. The coding region runs from base 238 to 1356 and encodes 372 amino acids. The record is from RefSeq and is a predicted model, not a curated record. The transcript is spliced from 10 exons.